This is a messenger RNA of Lactuca saligna, 2271 nucleotides long. The record is from the annotation of a GenBank genome assembly. Lineage: Eukaryota; Viridiplantae; Streptophyta; Magnoliopsida; Asterales; Asteraceae.
AUGAGGCGCAAUUUACUUACGAAACAUGUAGCUGCUGUUGUGAAAUACCAAAAGGAUCCACUAAGGGCGCUAGAAAUGUUCAAUUCUGCGAAGAAAGAAGAUGGGUUUAAGCAUAAUCUGAUAACUUACAAGUGUAUGAUUGAAAACCUCGGUUAUCAUGGUGAGUUUGAAGCAAUGGAACGUGUGUUUACAGAAAUGAGGUCGGAUAUUGAUAAUUAUUUGUUAGAAGGAGCUUAUGUAUUCGCCAUGAAAAGUUAUGGCAGGAAGGGAAAGGUUCAAGAAGCUGUAAAUGUAUUUGAAAGAAUGGAUUUCUAUAACUGCGAACCAGGUGUUCAUUCGUAUAACGCAAUUAUGAAUAUAUUAGUUGAGUACGGGUAUUUUGAUCAAGCCCAUAAAGUUUAUAUGAGAAUGAAAGAUAAAGGAGUUGUUCCUGAUGUAUAUACUUUUACGAUUAGAAUCAAAGCGUUUUGUAGGACAAGUAGGUCUUUAGCUGCUCUUAGGCUUCUCAAGAACAUGCCUGCGUCAGGGUGUGAGUUCAACGCAGUUACCUAUUGUACAGUGGUAGGUGGAUUCUAUGAAGAAAACAAUCAAUCCGACGCAUACCAACUGUUCGAUGAAAUGCUCAUGAGAAGCAUCUUUCCUGAUGUUGUCACUUUUAACAAGCUUAUACACAUACUUUGCAAGAAAGGGAAUGUUCAAGAGAGUGAGAGACUUUUCAACAAGGUACUAAAGAGAGGCAUAUCUCCAAAUGUCUUCACAUUCAAUGUCUUCAUUCAAGGUCUAUGCAAAUCCAAACAGCUCACCCAGGCUGCCAGAAUGCUGGAUUCUGCCAGUAAACAAAACUUAACACCCGAUGUUGUCACAUUCAACACACUCAUAUGGGGUUUAUGCAAGAACUCAAAGGUUAUGGAAGCUGAGAGUUACUUACAAAUGAUGGUAAACAAGGGUCUCGAGCCAGAUGAUUUCACAUACAACACCAUAAUCGAUGGGUACUGCAAACUGGGCAUGGUGGAGAGUGCUUCCAAGAUUCUUAAAGAUGCAGUUUUUAUGGGGUUUAAGCCUGAUAAGUUUACUUAUACCUCUUUAAUCUAUGGAUAUUGCCAAGAUGGUGAUAUGGAUCGAGCCAUGGCUGUAUUUAGAGAUUGUUUGAGAAAGGGUGUGAAACCCAUUACUAUUAUGUACAACACAUUGAUUAAAGGUUUGGCUAAACAGGGUCUAAUUUUGCAGGCAUUGGAGUUAAUGGAAGAAAUGCCAGAAAACGGGUGUUAUCCUGAUACAUGGAGUUAUAAUUUAUUGAUUGAUGGGCUUUGCAAGAUGGGUUGUGUAUUGGAUGCUGAUAGAUUCAUGAAUGAUUCUUUGGGAAAAGGUUUUAUUCCUGAUAUAUACACGUUUAACACUUUGAUUGAUGGUUAUUGUAAGCAGUCGAAGAUGAGUAUUGCUAUUGAAAUGGUGGAUAAAAUGUGGGAUCAUGUGACACCUGAUGCUAUCACAUACAACACUCUGUUAAAUGGCCUUUGCAAGAAUAUGAAAUCUGAAGACGUGAUUGGAACUUUUCAAGAAAUGAAAAACAAUGGUUUUGCUCCUGAUGUAAUUUCUUACAACACAUUGAUUGAAAGCCUUUGUAAAGCUAGAAAACUGGAUAAAGCCAUGGAAGCUUUUCAGGAAAUGGAGAAAACUGGACUAAACCCAGAUGAAGUUAGCUAUGGCACAUUGAUUAGUGGGUUUUGUGAGAAUGGAGAUCUUGAACGAGCCUAUGAGCUCUUCCGUCAAUGUAAUCUCUCCCACACAACUCCCAUAUUCAAUAUCAUGAUAAAAGCUUUCAGUGAGAAGAUGAAGAUGGAUGACGCACAGAAGCUGUUUGAUGAAAUGCCUGAACCAGAUAACUUCACUUUUCGUUGCAUGAUUUAUGGGUUUUGCAGAAUAGGAGACGUUGACCAUGGUUACAAGUUUCUUCUUGAUGAGAUUGACCAUGGGUUCAUACCAUCAGUUGCUACAUUUGGGCAGGUGAUAAACUGUCUUUGUGUGAAGCAUAGAGUGCGUGAAGCAGUAGGUGUUGUUUACCUGAUGGUGCAGAAGGAUGUAGUCCCAGAGACUGUAAACACCAUAUUUGAAGCAGAUAAAAAGGUGAUUGCAGCUCCGAAGAUUGUUGUGGAAGAUUUGUUAAGGAAGAGUCAUAUUACUUAUUAUGCAUACGAACUUUUGUAUGAUGGUGUAAGAGAUAAAAAACUUUCAAAGAAAAAACUUUCAAUUAAUAAAACAUUGAAUCAGUAA